AAAAACACCACUUUCUCUCUCUAAAAAUCUCCACCAAAGAUUUUUAUAGAAUCAAUCCAAUUUUGCUUUCACGAAACCUUCUCUUAUUUCCAAAAAUUCUCCACAAAUGUCUCUUAUUUACUAUUUUUUAUAACCCAAAUAAAUUGAUAUAACUCGCCGGAAAAUCUCUAUAUACAUACAUAUUUCCGGCAAGAUGUCUUCAAAUUUCCCCGGAGGUAGUCAUCAAGAUUACUUCAAUAUAAACACAAAUAACAUACCUUCAAGAUCCAUUUCCAUGAUGAAUAAUUUGUCAAACAACCACCCACAAAACCUUUUCCGGUCACCACUCGCCGGAAUCCUCACUGACCCAUCUUCUCAAAUGGGUCUCCGGCGACCAGACUUGAUCGGAAAAAGAUCUUUAGCUGAGUUUCAACAACACCAACAACAACUUCAACUUCAACAACAAGCUUCUUUUUUCUUAAGAAAUGUUAAACAAAGACCUUAUAAUAAUAAUAAUAAUAGUAAUAAUCUCAUGGAUUUUCCUUCUUCAUCUGAUAUUUCUUGUGUUUCUAAUAAUUCGUCUUCUUUAGCUUCUUCUAUCUCUUCUAUUCCAAGAUAUGGUGUUCCUGUGAUGCAACAAAAUAUUCAUCAAUUAAACAACGCUCAAAGUGUACAAAGUUUGCAGAGUUUCAAUCUCGGCGUGAUGGGUAAUUACCAAAAUAACAUUCGGCGUGGUUAUUCGCGUGUUUCUAAUGUUUCGUUACCUAAUAAUAUUAAUAAUAAUUUAUUAGGUAACGAAAUAAAGAACGAAAAAAACCAAAAUAGUAGUGAAGGAAAAAUGAUGAUGAAACAAUUACAAGAGUUGGAAAAACAACUCUUGUUAGAUGACGACGAAGACGGAGAAAAUGAUCAAAAUAAUGUGUCGGGUGUGACAAACAGCGAAUGGUCUGAAACUAUUCAGACCAUACUCUGUUCGUCUAAUCCGGUGAUUGUUACUAAACAGUCACCGGAUAAACCGGAGAACAUUGUUUCUCCGUCUCCAACAUCGUCAUCUUCAUCAUCAUGUGCUUCAUCUUCAGCGACGUCGGUUAGUCCUAUACCGUUACUAACCGACGCCGCAGGGGCAAUAUCUGAUGGUAAGUCAGAUACUGCGGUGGAAAUCCUCACGCGCCUGACAAAUGUUUCAAACGCGCGUGGGACACCCGAACAAAGGCUAAGCUUUUACAUGACGGAAGCUCUCCGAACAAGGCUGAACUCGAUUCCUGCGACCACUGGGGAGCUGUACGGAAAAGACCACAUUUUAUCAACUCAACUUCUAUAUGAGAAAUCUCCAUGUUUUAACCUUGCUUUUGUGGCGGCAAAUGCUACAAUUCUUGAAGCCGGAAAAAGAAUUCAUGUGGUGGAUUUUGAUAUUGGUCAAGGGUUGCAGUAUAUAUACUUGUUACAAGAGAUUGCUGCGGCGCGUGAGGAAUGUUGUGAGGCGCGUGAGAGCAAGAAAGUGAUACCCUUUUCAAUAAAGCUUUCAACUUUUCAAGAUUUUGGAACUGGGGGCGUUGAAAGGUUGAAGAAUGUUGGUGAGAGAUUAAAAAGUCUUGCAAACAAACUUGGUGUUAUGUUUUCUUUCAAUAUAUUAAAUUUGAAGUUAUGUGAUCUCGAUACGACGUCGUUAAAGGGGGGAGAAGAUGAAGUUUUAGUAGUGAAUUUGGCUUUCACGUUAUAUAAAUUGCCGGAUGAAAGUGUGACAACAGAGAAUCUAAGAGACGAGGUAUUGCGGCGCGUGAAAGGGUUAUCGCCGGCAUUGGUUAUAAUCAUUGAGCAAGAAUUGAAUGGCAAUACGGCGUCGUUUGAGACGCGCGUGGGACAAGCGUGUGGAUAUUAUGGGGCAUUGUUGGAGUCAUUGGAUGCAACAACAGGGAGUGACAACUCUGACCGAGUUAAAAUAGAAGAGGGACUGAGUCGCAAAAUGAUGAACUCGGUUGCGUGUGAAGGGAGAGACAGGGUUGAAAGAUGUGAAGUGUUUGGGAAAUGGAGGGCCCGAAUGGGGAUGGCCAGGUUCGAGUCAAACGCAAUGAGUCAACUCAGUCAUGGAUCGUUUGUUAACUUGGUUAACUCAGUGACACGUGGCAAUCCGGGUUUUACGGUGAAGGAAGAAGGGGGUGGGGUUAGUUUGGGGUGGAUGGGACGGAUACUCACAGUUGUAUCGGCGUGGCAUUAGAAUUGAAAAUUUUAAUCUUUAAUUGUAAUUGUUAAUGUAAUUGUGAUUUUAUUAUUAUUGAUUUAAAACUAAUAUAACUACUUUAUUGAAUAUGAUAAAAUAUAUGGUGUGACUUGUGUAACAUUAAAGUUUGGAAAGUAAUUUUAAAUUUCGAAUCUAUCUAUAGAA
This is a messenger RNA of Erigeron canadensis, 2362 nucleotides long. RefSeq names its product scarecrow-like protein 8. Gene Ontology annotation, molecular function: sequence-specific DNA binding; DNA-binding transcription factor activity. The transcript has a single exon. Gene Ontology annotation, biological process: regulation of DNA-templated transcription. The record is from RefSeq and is a predicted model, not a curated record. Bases 194 to 2194 code for a protein of 666 amino acids. Gene Ontology annotation, cellular component: nucleus. NCBI's taxonomy places the organism in Eukaryota, Viridiplantae, Streptophyta, Magnoliopsida, Asterales, Asteraceae.